GGAGUUUCUUCUUUGGUAAUAGUUCACUUGUUUAAAUUAGUCAUUUAUGCAACUAAAGUUUCAACUACUUUAUUCAGCAGUCGUUGUCAACUUCUACUUGUCUAAGAAGUAUCGUCUUCUAUUUAAAUGUCUCUCAAAGCCAUCUCUUUCGCACAAACAACAACUUUUCUUCUUCUUUUCUCUCUCUCCUCUCUCCACUCUCUCUCUCUCUCACUGCAAAGAUGAUAGAUUCUACCUUGGAGUUCGUCAACAAAACCACUUCUAAUUCUUUAUUCAUGUUCCUCUUCUGUAACUUGAUCAUCAUCUUAAUCCUCUUGGGAAAUUCUAAACCCGGUUCGGAAGAUAAAUCAAAUUCCGGUUCGAAGGAACCCAUGUUCAUACCUGAAUCGGUUCUCUCUUCCAAAUCCAUGUUGUUAUAUGAGUCGACGACUCUCAAUUCAAAGCCCGGUUUAAAGAAACCCGUGUCGAUACCUGAAUCAGUUCUUUCUUCCAAACCCGUGUUAGUAUCAGAAUCGGUUCUCUCUUCUAAACCCGGUUUUGAGAAAUCCGAGCUGAUCUCUGAGUCUACUCUCCCGCUAAAUACCGGUUUACAAGAACCGGGAGUGAUAUCUAAGUCGGUUCUUCUCUCCUCCAAACCUGCCGGUUCUGAUCAAUCGUUGACUUCCAAAUCCGGUUUGAAUUUAAUAUCUUCUGGGUUGAAAACCGGUUCAGACUGUUCAGAGAAGGACAAAAGAGGGAGAAUGAGGAAGAAACAGAGCUUGGAAGUAGAGAAUGAGAGCUUGGAAGUGGAGUGUGUGCUUCGAAGACGAGUUGAAGAAUUUAUUCGUAAAGUUAAUACUCAAUGGAAAUCAGAGAACACCAACAGAGAUUAUCUCUUAUACUAAUCAGAGUUUUGUUUUGUAAUUACCAAAUGCUCUAUAAAAAACCUAUGAAUGGGAAGCAACAAGUCAAAAAAUUAGAGUGACUAAGUGAAUUCAUAACUGUAAUUCUCUUCUUUUAAAAAAACUCAAACUAGCUAAAUUCUGUAUCCAAACCACAUCAUACUCCUGAUAUUUCAAAAUUUAAAAUUUAUGUGUAUUUUUUUGUAA
This is a messenger RNA of Brassica napus (rape), 1088 nucleotides long. RefSeq lists its product as uncharacterized. Bases 222 to 884 code for a protein of 220 amino acids. NCBI's taxonomy places the organism in Eukaryota, Viridiplantae, Streptophyta, Magnoliopsida, Brassicales, Brassicaceae. The transcript has a single exon. The record is from RefSeq and is a predicted model, not a curated record.